Molecule: messenger RNA, 1909 nt
Organism: Olea europaea var. sylvestris
Lineage: Eukaryota; Viridiplantae; Streptophyta; Magnoliopsida; Lamiales; Oleaceae
Product: dihydrolipoyllysine-residue acetyltransferase component 4 of pyruvate dehydrogenase complex, chloroplastic
Exons: 6
Coding region: 188-1627 (479 amino acids)
Biological process (GO): pyruvate decarboxylation to acetyl-CoA
Cellular component (GO): chloroplast envelope; chloroplast thylakoid; pyruvate dehydrogenase complex
Molecular function (GO): dihydrolipoyllysine-residue acetyltransferase activity
Source: RefSeq, a predicted model, not a curated record
UUUUCACACACACUGGCAGGCGGACUUCUCUAAGCUAACUACAAACCAACUCCCUCGUCUUCUCCGCCCUCCCCAGUCCCCACUCUCAACUCCCAAUUCCUCUGCAUAAUAUACACUCAUUUCCACAUAAUAGUUCUCAAUACAAAAACCAAGAUCCUACAUAGCAAUUGCUCCAUUAUCGAAAACAAUGGCGUCCCUUUUACAAUCAAGAACUCCAGGCCUCUCCUUCUCAUCAUCCCUCAGUUCCACUCCUGUCAGACGCCCUUCUGCAUUUUUCUUGAAACCCCGUUCUGGAUCACGAAUCCCAGUCGUGCGGGCGAAGAUUCGCGAGAUCUUUAUGCCCGCGUUGAGUUCGACCAUGACGGAGGGAAAAAUCGUCAGCUGGAUUAAAUCGGAAGGUGAUGUGUUGUCGAAGGGUGAAUCUGUUGUUGUUGUGGAAUCUGAUAAAGCUGAUAUGGAUGUGGAGACGUUCUAUGAUGGAAUAUUGGCGGCCAUUGUUAUUAAUGAAGGAGAGACGGCUCCUGUUGGUGCGGCGAUUGGAAUUUUAGCAGAAACAGAGGAUGAAAUAGCUGAAGCUAAGGCUAAAGCUACAUCUCAAUCCUCCUUGGCCCCUGCUCCAUCAACGCCUAAGGUUGAGGAACCCUCGCCUGCCCCUAAACUAGAUGCUCCAUCUCCGGCAGUUGCUGCUGCUCCGGCUCCCACCGCGGCUCCUUCUACACCGGGAAAGGUGGUGGCGACUCCAUUUGCCAAGAAAUUGGCUAAACAGCACAAGGUAGAUAUUGAUAAGUUGGUUGGCACAGGGCCGUUUGGGAGAAUUACACCUGAGGAUGUGGAGAAGGCAGCUGGAAUUACGCCUGCCUCCAAGAGCAAUGUGGCUGCCCCUGCAGCUCCAGCGGCGUCUGUUGCUCCUGCUGCAGUUCCGCCAAAAGCUCCAUCGAGCUUUCCAGAGAUUCCUGGGUCGACCGUGGUGCCAUUUACUACUAUGCAAACUGCAGUGUCCAAGAAUAUGGUGGAGAGUUUGUCAGUGCCGACUUUCAGGGUUGGGUAUCCAAUCGCCACUGAUGCCCUCGAUGCUCUCUAUGAGAAGGUGAAGCCCAAGGGCGUGACAAUGACUGCAUUGUUAGCAAAAUCUGCAGCAAUGGCACUGGCUCAGCAUCCAGUGGUUAAUGCAACCUGUAAAGAUGGGAAGAGUUUUACAUAUAAUAGCAGUAUAAAUAUUGCAGUGGCUGUGGCAAUUAAUGGAGGGUUGAUCACCCCAGUUCUUCAGGAUGCUGAUAAGUUGGAUCUUUAUCUGUUGUCUCAAAAAUGGAAGGAGCUGGUGGAGAAGGCCCGGGCCAAACAACUUCAACCUAAUGAGUACAAUUCAGGAACUUUCACAUUGUCCAAUUUGGGCAUGUUUGGAGUGGACAGAUUUGAUGCUAUCCUCCCUCCAGGCCAGGGAGCCAUUAUGGCUGUUGGAGCAUCAAAGCCUACUGUUUUAGCCGAUAAAGAUGGGUUCUUUAGCGUCAAAAAUAAGAUGCUGGUGAAUGUUACGGCUGAUCAUCGAAUUAUUUAUGGUGCUGAUUUGGCUGCAUUUCUUCAAACCUUCUCAAAGAUUAUCGAGAACCCCGAGAGCUUGACAAUGUAGAUGAAGAUUUAGGCUCCUAAAAGGUGUUCCCUGGUUUCCCAUUAGACAAAAGUCGGCUAAGUUUCUAGCAGCGUGAUGAACUUCUGUCAAUGUUUAGAUUCCAUUCUUUCUUUUUCUUUCAGUGGAAGAGACAACUCAAUAUAUAAUUGACAAAUUUUUGAAACUGUGCAUUCAAACUUGUUGAGAUGUAGUUCACCCAGUCACUUGAAUAAUUUCUUCGUUUUUUCCUUUCGAUGUUCAAAACAUUGAGCGUGAUCAAUGAAGUUGGUGCUAGUUAUAUCA